AUGUUUGAAUUUCAACUUCUUCAACCAUCACAUCCCAAACCUGCUGCCACCAAGCAGGUAAAACCAAAAGUGGCGGAACCUCGCCGUAUCCCGACGCCUAACGAUGAACAGCUUGAAAAGCUGACAAUCCUCACCGAUCGUGCUCAUAGUCGAGCCGAAGAGCGCAGCAAGAUACAUCAUGAGAUGGGGCUCAUCGCAAAUGAAACGGAGGCCACGAUUGCCGAAUAUCCAUAUUUCGACCAGACUCACAUAAACCUGCUCUGGGACAUGGACCACGAAUUGCAUCGCCUUGAGCAACGAUUGAUGCAGUUGCAGGCUGAGGAGGAAAUGGAUGCCGAGGAGGAGAUGCACAUCUGGGAGGAAGUGGUUUGA
Molecule: messenger RNA, 372 nt
Organism: Penicillium expansum
Lineage: Eukaryota; Fungi; Ascomycota; Eurotiomycetes; Eurotiales; Aspergillaceae
Exons: 2
Coding region: 1-372 (123 amino acids)
Source: RefSeq, a predicted model, not a curated record